Molecule: messenger RNA, 904 nt
Organism: Trichogramma pretiosum
Lineage: Eukaryota; Metazoa; Arthropoda; Insecta; Hymenoptera; Trichogrammatidae
Product: glutathione S-transferase 1-like
Exons: 6
Coding region: 115-765 (216 amino acids)
Biological process (GO): glutathione metabolic process
Molecular function (GO): glutathione transferase activity
Source: RefSeq, a predicted model, not a curated record
CGGCGAGUUUAUAAACGCGACGGCACUCGUAACUACAGUUCAUAUACUCUGUGACUUUCCUAAAGUGUACACUUGAUUUGACUUUCUGCAUUCACCUACAUUCAUCACUUGAAAAUGCCGAUCGAUCUGUACUACGUUCCCGGAAGCGGACCAUGCCGCUCGGUUCGUUUGGUCGCUGCCGCUAUUGGCCUCGAACUCAAUCUGAAAUAUACGGACCUCAUGAAGAAGGAACAAUUGAAGCCUGAGUUUAUCAAGAUGAAUCCCCAACAUACUGUGCCCACAUUGGACGACGAUGGUUUUUACUUGGGUGAAAGCCGAGCCAUUUGCACGUAUUUGAUCGAAAAAUACGCCAAGGACGAUUCCCUUUAUCCUAAAGACCCAAAAAAGAGAGCCAUCAUCAACCAGCGUAUGUACUUUGAUAUGGGAGUUCUUUAUCAAUCUUUCGCAGAAUACUUUUACCCACAAAUCUUUGCUGGUGCACCAGCUGACCCAGCUAAACUCGAAAAAUUACACGAAGCUUUUGGAUAUUUAGAAGGUUUUCUAGAUGGUCAAUCUUAUGUUGCCGGAGAUUCCAUGACCGUUGCAGAUCUCGUAUUAGCUCCAUCAGUUUCCAAUUUAACGCUCAUCGAUUUCGAUUUGAGCAAAUACCCUAACACCGUCAGCUGGUUAGCAAGAAUCGAAGCCGAGGCACCUAAGUACGAUGAGACCAACGGAGAAGGUCUCCGAGCCUUCAAAAGUUUAAUCGACCACUUGACCAAGAAGUAAACAAGUAAUAUUCCGAAUAUUUACAGUAUUAAAAUAUCGAAUGCACCACCGUAUUGUGUACGACCAAAAUCACUUAUAUAGUUAUCAUUUAUGUAUUAUAAUUAAUUUCAACAUCAUUUUAAUGAAUGUAUUAUAAUUA